CCCCCUCGUCAUGCACUAACUGACACCUGCUUUUAUAAUCCCUCCAAAAUCCAUCUUCUCCCAUGUUCCCACCAUGCCUUCUCUUCCCUUCCCCAGGAACAGGUGGUUUGGACUAGCAAGGACCUGGGGCUUCAACAAUGAUAGCAGGAGCAGCAGUGAACAAGAUGGAUCUGUUUCCAACUCUAUUGAAUGCUACGCUUGCACUCAAGUUGGAGUUCCGGUUUUCCACUCCACCAGCUGUGACAGUGUCCAUCAGCCUCAGUGGGAAGCUUUUGCCGGGUCAUCCUUGUUCCCUGUCCAGGCCGCAUCCGACCCAACUAAGAAUUCGACCCGCACCCGCUCAAGGUUCUCCUCAGGCCCGUUCGGGAAAGCCCUCGACCCACGCAGUGCAUUAGUUCAGAGAUGGAACCGGGUUCUCUUGGUGGCCCGUGGUAUUGCCUUGGCCGUCGAUCCUUUGUUCUUUUACACCCUGACUUUGAUCACGAGCGAGGACGGGGCGCCAUGUGUCUUCUUGGAUAGUGGGUUGGCUGCGAUCGUAACCGUUGUUCGCACGUGUGUGGAUGCAGUGCAUUUGUGGCACAUAUGGCUUCAAUUCAGGUUAGCAUACGUGUCGAAGGAGUCACUGGUGGUCGGGUGCGGGAAACUCGUGUGGGACGCACGUGCGAUUGCCUCACACUAUGUGAGGUCGCUCAAAGGGUUUUGGUUUGACGUUUUUGUUAUACUACCGGUUCCUCAGGCAGCAUUUUGGCUAAUGGUGCCAAAAUUGCUAAGAGCGGAGCGAUAUAAGCUAAUAAUGACUAUACUUUUAUCAAUUUUCUUGUUCCAAUUCCUCCCUAAGGUGUACCACAGCCUUUGCUUGAUGAGAAGAAUGCGGAAAGUUACAGGUUAUAUAUUUGGUUCCGUUUGGUGGGGCUUUGGCAUUAAUCUGAUUGCCUACUUAAUUGCAUCCCAUGUUGCCGGAGGAUGCUGGUAUGUCCUAGCGACACAGCGUGUUGUUACAUGCCUCCAGCAGCAGUGUGAAAGAAGUGCUUCUUGUAAUCCAUCUUCCUCUUGCUCAAAGAGGGUUUGCAGUCAAUAUCUGUCACCAGCAAAUGUGUUAAGUAGUCAAUGUGGAGGGAAAUCAAUAACAAUGACCAAGUCAUUUUGCUUUGAUCCGGAUGGACCAUUCCGUUAUGGGAUCUAUGAACCCGCACCCCCAGUCAUUUCUAGCAAUUCUCUGGCAGUUAAGAUUCUUUAUCCCAUAUUUUGGGGGUUAUUGAACCUGAGCUCAUUUGGCAACCAGCUUAGCCCUACAAGUAACCCUAUGGAGGUGGCAUUCAGCAUUUGCAUUGUCCUCGGGGGCUUACUUCUUUUCACUUUACUGGUUGGGAAUAUUCAGGUAUUUUUACAUGUGGUUAUGGCAAACAGGAAAAAAUUGCAGUUAAGGCGUCGAGAUGUUGAAUGGUGGAUGAGACGAAGGCAGUUGCCCUCGGGUUUAAGGCAGAGAGUGCGCCACUUUGAAAGCCAAACAUGGGAUUCAAUGGGAGGAGAAGAAGAGAUGAAAUGGAUUGAAGAGCUUCCAGAAGGGCUCCGGAGGGACAUUAAGCGUUACCUUUGCCUUGACUUGAUAAAAAAGGUACCACUUUUCCAUAGCUUAGAUGACCUUAUCCUUGAAAACGUAUGCGAUCGCGUCAAACCUCUUAUUUACUCUAAAGAUGAAAAGAUAAUAAGAGAAGGAGAUCCAGUGCCCAGGAUGGUGUUUAUUGUUCGCGGACACGCUAGACGUAGCCAAGGCUUCAGCAAAGGCAUAAUAGCCACCAGUGUACUUGAACCUGGCGGAUUUCUAGGUGAUGAGCUCCUCUCCUGGUGCCUUCGUCGCCCAUUUCUAGACCGUCUUCCAACCUCAUCAGCGACAUUUACUUGCGACGAAUUCACAGAAGCAUUUGGUCUCGAUGCAGACGAUCUUCGGUACAUUACUGAACACUUCAGGUACAGAUUUGCCCACAAUAGGCUCAAGAGAACAGCAAGAUACUACUCAUCCAAUUGGAGAACAUGGGCAGCUGUGAAUAUACAAUUUGCUUGGCGCUGCUAUAAGAUGAGGACUAGAGGUCCAUUGAUUCCUGUGACAGCAAAUGGAGGCAUGGAAGGUCGCCUUAGAAAAUAUGCUGCAAUGUUCAUGUCACUAAGGCCACAUGACCACCUUGAAUAGAAAUCAGCAAAAGUGCUGUAAAUUUUGGUUGCUCCAAUGCCUCUUGUUUUGCAAUAAUGUAUCUGUGAACAUGAAUCAACCCCAUGCUUAUCA
Messenger RNA from Theobroma cacao (cacao), 2281 nucleotides. Its product is annotated as cyclic nucleotide-gated ion channel 2-like. Lineage: Eukaryota; Viridiplantae; Streptophyta; Magnoliopsida; Malvales; Malvaceae. The record is from RefSeq and is a predicted model, not a curated record.